This is a messenger RNA of Cuscuta campestris, 1860 nucleotides long. The record is from the annotation of a GenBank genome assembly. NCBI's taxonomy places the organism in Eukaryota, Viridiplantae, Streptophyta, Magnoliopsida, Solanales, Convolvulaceae.
AGAAAAAAAAACUCGUGCUAAAGAAGAGAGAGACACUUCUAUAGUUCCGUAGUUUCUCAGCGUUUCCUCUCUGACCUUCGUCCAACCACGCUGAACGAGUGAACUCGCUCCACUUGCGUUACGACACUCGGAAAUCGGAAUUCCCUCCUGCAGAUCGGCGCCGGAAACUCAGCCGGGCUCGGCAAUUUGUUUCCUCUUUAAUCUAUUCCUUCCGCCGCAAUGCCGAUUUCAUCCAGCAAACUCAAAUCCGUUGAUUUUUACAGGAAAAUUCCGAGAGAUCUGACAGAGGCGUCGUUAUCAGGUGCUGGGCUAUCCCUUCUUGCAGCCUUUUGCAUGAUCCUCUUAUUUGGGAUGGAACUGCAUCAUUACUUGUCUGUGAGCACCACAACAUCAGUAGUUGUUGACAGAAGUGCUGACGGGGACUUUUUACGAAUUGAUUUUAACAUCAGUUUUCCUGCACUGUCUUGUGAAUUUGCAUCUGUGGAUGUGAGUGAUGUCCUUGGAACGAAUAGGUUGAAUAUCACAAAAACAGUGCGCAAAUAUGCAAUAGAUUCACACUUAAGGCCUACUGGAUCUGAAUUUCGAUCUGGAGCAAUUGAAAAUACUAUUAAGCAUGACGAUGAAGUAGAUGAGGAGCAUGCUGAAGGUUCUGUAACAUUAACUGGACGUAACUUUGAUAGAGUAUCACACCAGUAUCCAAUUUUGGCUGUGAACUUCUAUGCUCCUUGGUGCUAUUGGAGUAAUCGAUUGAAACCUUCCUGGGAGAAAGCAGCCAAUAUACUAAAGGAAAGAUAUGACCCAGAAAUGGAUGGGCGGAUUCUUUUGGGAAAAGUUGAUUGUACUAAAGAAAUUGACUUGUGUAGAAGAAACCACAUACAAGGUUAUCCAUCUAUUCGGAUCUUCAGGAAGGGAAGUGAUGUUAGAGAUGAUCAUGGACACCACGAUCAUGAGUCUUACUAUGGUGACCGAGAUACAAACAGCCUCGUGACGACAAUGGAAGAACUGGUUGCUCCUAUUUCGUUGGAAUCUAAGGUUACUUCCGAGAGUAAGUCCGACAAUGUGACAGAAGGUAAAAAACAACCUGCACCAGCAACAGGUGGAUGCAGGCUUGAAGGGUUUGUGCGUGUUAAGAAGGUUCCUGGAAAUCUUGUCAUAUCAGCUCGUUCAGCAGCUCAUUCGUUUGAUGCUUCUCAGAUGAACAUGUCACAUGUAAUUUCCCGUUUUUCGUUUGGCAAGAUGUUAACUCCGCGGGUGGCAAGUGAUAUGAAGAGGUUAAUACCAUACAUAGGUCAAAGCUAUGACAAGUUGAGUGGCAACACAUACAUUACUUUCCCAGAGAAGCCCAGCGAAAAUGUCACUAUCGAGCAUUACAUUCAAGUAGUGAAAACCGAGGUGAUGACAAGAUCCUAUAAAUUAGUGGAGGAGUAUGAGUACACUGCUCAUAGUAGUUUGGUACACAGCCUUUCUAUACCGGUGGCAAAGUUUCAUUUUGAGCCAUCAGCGUUGCAGGUCCUCAUAACAGAAAACGUAAAUUCGUUUUCGCACUUCCUCACAAAUGUCUGUGCCAUCAUCGGAGGUGUUUUUACGGUAGCUGGCAUUUUGGAUUCCAUUUUGCACAAUACUAUGAGACUGGUGAAAAAAGUUGACCUCGGAAAGAAUUUUUGAUAAACAGUUCAUUAAUAUCUAUAGAACUUUUUUUUAUAAUUAAUUUAUUUAAGAUAAUAUAAACUGUCUUUAGACCAAGCAUAGCAUAGCAUAGGAAUCUUGACUUCUUUUUAUGGAACGUCUGUUUUGAUUUUGGUCUCGGGGAAACCUUGAUCAUUUCUUCAUUCACUCUUUAAUUAAAUGGCUAAAUCUACU